CUUCUGUACAUCGUAUUUUGAAUUGUAUGGGGAAAGUAUUGAUAUUUUUCUCUUUCUCCGCUCAGGUAAAAAAGCACAAUUUGAUUUUCGAUGAUUGAAAAGAAGAAUAAGGGUGCGAACUGCGAAAAGAGACGAAGGAAACAAUUUUUUUUUCAAAAUGAAUUUUCAAAAGCAAUAGACAAAAGCUAUCAGAAAGUUGCCCAAAAAUGAAAAAUAGCAGAGGGAAAACUCCCCAGAUUCAUGCCAAAGCUCUCAGUAUUUUCACUAAUUCAUCAAAAUAUCGCUACCUUUGACUCCUAUCAUUGUACAAAAAUAAAUUCAUUUUGUGCUUAUUGCCAGCCGGUGUUUAAAGCGUUUAUUUUUUGCUAAAAGGGGGCUGAAGAAGUUGUCGCAGAGUUUGGCCCAAAGGGCCAAUAGGUGUCCUGCAGUGUCUAACCCACUGUCAAUAUUUUUUGUCCAUCAUUGAUUUUGUGGCUUAGCAAAAGAAGCUGAAGACCAACCCUUAUUUCAAGUUAUGGCUGAAACAAAAAAUCCACUCAAAGAUAAAUUGAAUGACGAUGAAUUGGAUCUGAGUAUAUGUAAUUAUGCUGAUAAAGAUGUUCCAGUCAAAGAUAUAGCUCUUCUGAAGAGGGCAAACAAGCUUGACUUAUCAAAUAAUAAGUUGAUUGGCCUGCCUAAAACAUUUGCAACACUGACUCACUUGGUGAAGCUUGAUCUUAGCUGCAACCUUAUCGUUGAGCUGCCAACCAACUUUGGAGAACUAGAACGCCUGAAGCAUUUGGACCUCUACAACAACAAGCUCACUCACCUUCCGGUGAGUUUCCACCGGCUCACCUCGCUGCGAUGGCUGGACCUGAAGAACAACCCGCUGAGCUCUCAGCUGGCGGCCGCCGCCGGCGAGUGCCUCAACCCCAAGGAGUGCGAACAGUGCGCGCGCCGCGUGGUCCAGUUCAUGGGCCGCGUCAAGGAGCACUACGACCAGGAGCGAAUACGGCGGCAGCAGCACGAGAAAGAGCUCAUGCAAGCGAAGUUGGCGGCAGAAGAGGCAGAAAAGGAGAGGUUAAGGCUGGAGAAAAAGGCUAAAAAGGAGAAAAAGAAGCAAGAGUUGAGGGAAAGGAAGAUAGAGAAUCUGCACCACCAUCACCCGGAUGACGCAGAACUGAAAGCGUCUCUGGUGGAGGAAAAGAGUGUCAAAUCAUCGAAAGCAGAGAGUGGUGGCGGCCUCUCGUUCGUCGGUAAGCUGAACCUGGUACUCCUUCUGACGGCCGUGGCGCUGGUCGGCGGCGCCCUCUACCUGCAGCAGCGCGGCGGCAGGGCGCCCAGCGCCGGUCUGCCCGCCGACCUGGCCGGACGAGCCGUGGACUUCUCCGUGCGGGCGUUCGAGCGUGUCUCCGAGCUGGGCACCAGCACCGGCGACCUGCUGGUGAAGCAGACGCUGGCGGUCUGGCGGUGGGGCGGGGAGCUGGCCGCGCAGAUAGACCUGUACUUGACGCAGGCGCUCGGCGAGUCCUGGCACUCCACCAAGGCGGCCGCUGGGGAGGCCGGCAGUGCGCUGAGCCGGGUCUCGCGCCGCGCCGGCGAGCAGAGCCUGGCACUGCUGUCGUACGCGGUGCGGCGGGCCUGGGAGUCGGCCGGCCCUCUCUGGGGGGCGGCCUGCGACCAGGCGGCGCGACUGCGACAGGACGCCGGCCCGCUGCUGAUACAGUGGACCGAGGCCGGCUGGCGCGCGCUCGUCGACUUCUGGGCGGCCGUGCAGCGCGAGGCGCCCGGGUACGCGGCGGCCGCCUGGGAGGUGGCCUGUCGGGUCGCCCAGGGCGUCUGGAUGAUGUGCUCUGACGGCUGGGAAGUGGUCAGCACCCAAGUGCCUGUAUACGCCUCGCUGGCCGCUGAGCGUCUCACUAAACUGGUGGCAUCCGUAACAGGUGGUUAGGGGCGCUGCUGGCCUCAGCCACAUCGGCCAGCGAUAUAUACUAUUUUGUUGCUUUCGGUUUGGUGAUUUUACGCGAAUCUAUCAGUUGUGCGUAAAAUGCAUGGGAUUUGGUUUCUACGGGCAUAAUGGGUUGGUGGGAAAUUCAGCGGGGCAACUUUGUGCGUUUAAGCACCAAACUGUGUGCAUCCAAUGGGUGUGGCGUCACGUUUUGCAACGAACCUUUGGCUGCAUGUUGUGACGAGAACAAAAGGUACUGUGCGGAUCGUGUGCCAGCAAAAUGACGUUGUGUAUGACUUCCUUGGUCCCAUUAACGGAUUGCUUAUGGCUCAAGUUUCGGUUGGGUUCUUCGCGUUUUGGUGGUUCUGCAUUGCUACGAUGAUGGCUUCGUUGUUAAAUUAGCUCAUUCUGGUCAUUUUUCAAUUUUGGUAUGGAUCAAGUGGAGACCCAGCGACAAGAAUAUUAUUUGUACGAGUUUAGGGUCACUGGUAAAGAUAUGGUCGUUUUAUGUGAUACGAAGCCAUUCCGCUCACACAUCCAAAUGAUCUUAUGUGUGAUAAAAUAAACGGUGAAUUAACAA
Molecule: messenger RNA, 2507 nt
Organism: Amphibalanus amphitrite
Lineage: Eukaryota; Metazoa; Arthropoda; Thecostraca; Balanomorpha; Balanidae
Product: leucine-rich repeat-containing protein 59-like
Exons: 6
Coding region: 515-1930 (471 amino acids)
Molecular function (GO): protein binding
Source: RefSeq, a predicted model, not a curated record